UACUGCUCAAUUGUUUAGUUAUUUCAGUUCAAAAUAGUUGUAAACCCAUUUGCGAAGCCAACGCAGCAAUGAGCGGUGUAUCGGAAGAAAAUGAACGACCGGAGUGGUUAAGCGACAGUUACGUGGAAAAAAUAUUAAAAACAUAUUUAAAUGAAAAUCAAAUAAAAUUACAAAGUUUGGAUGUGAAACCGGCCACAGCGAAAGGGGAAAGCUUCUCAAGUGUUAUAAAUCGGGUGCGAGCCCGUUACACCACCUCUCAUAGCAAAGAUGUUUGUGAAAUAUCAUUUUUGUAUAAAACCACAUUUGAAAAUAAUGGUUUUUUGGCCAGUGUUUUGGAGCAAUACGAUGUCCUGAAUACCGAAAUGCAAAUGUACGAAAAGGUAUUGCCUCAGAUGCAAAAAUCCCUUUGGGAUAUUGGAGAUGAGGAUCAGUUGUUUGCAAGGACCCUCUAUGUGGAUUAUGGCAAGAAAACGAUUUUCUUCGAGGAUCUGGCGGUGAAGGGUUUUGGCAUGGCCAAUCGAUUGGUGGGUUUGGAUGAGGACCACAUGCGUUUGUGUUUGAGAAAACUGGCCAAAUUCCAUGCCUCGGCAGCGGUGUUAAAUGAACGCCUAGGGGGUUCUUUGGAAGUCUAUCAACGUGGAAUAUUCAAUCGCCAUGUAAAUGCAUUUGGAGGAUUUUUCGAGGCUGUCACCAAGGUGUGUGCUGAGUUUUGCGAGACAUGCGCCGAGUUGGGUGGAUACUAUAAGGAUAAGUUAUUGCGUCGGAUACCCCAUGUGGUGGAGAAUGCCACCCGGUGUUAUGACUGGAAAGAGGGACACUUUUUCACCCUAAAUCAUGGUGAUAUUUGGACAAAUAAUUUCAUGAUGUGCUAUGGCGAUGUGGAAAGGGAACUUAAGGAUAUUUUGCUCAUUGAUUUUCAAUACUGUAAUUGGACAUCACCGGCAGUGGAUUUGCAUUAUUUUUUCAAUACCUCCUUGGCGGAUGAUUUACUUUUCCACAGGCAAGACCAUCUUGUGCAGUAUUAUCAUGAAGUAUUGUCGGAAACUUUAAGAAAAUUGGGAUAUCAACAACAUAUACCCACCCUGCAUGAAUUGAAAGUUCAAUUGCUGGAUCGAGGAUUUUUGGCCGUUGCAACUUUGUUGGUGAAUCUCCCCCUACUGACCAAUGAUCAGACGGAAGAUGCCGAUUUUGAAUGUCUCCUGGUGGAUAAUGAGAAAUCUCGACGAUUUCGCAAAGUUUUGUAUGAAAAUAAGAGGGUGCAGAGUAUUGUGAAAGUUAUGCUGCCACAGUUUGAUCGUUUGGGAUAUUUGGAUAUGUUGGAAAUCAAUGCCCAGAUGAAACAGCAGAAGCUAGAAUUGAUGCACGAGGGCCAGUAUUGGUGUAAUACUCGGAAAACAAACAGAAUUAAAAAAAAAAUGUGUGAAAAUAACUCCUGGCAGGCUCCCUUGUGGCUAAGCAAUGACUAUUUGCAAAUAGUCCUUCAGGAAUAUCUCAAAGAUGAUUCUGUUCUGCUAACAAAUGUGGAUAUACGACCGGCCACAGCCAAUGGUGAAAAUUAUGCCAGUGUCAUGAGUCGCAUUAAGCUCACCUUUACCAGCAACACACAAAUUGAACCUUGCACAUUAUCCUUCAUUCUGAAGUAUUCCUAUGAAAAUGAUCCUGUGGUGGCAAAAAUUAUGGCGGGCUAUGAUGUUUACAACACGGAAAUGAAAAUGUACGAAAAAAUUCUACCCCAAUUGGCAGAAAUCUUAGAGGAGUCGGGAGAUACAGAGCAACUAUUUGCCAAGACCCUAAAGGUGGACUAUGAACGUUCAGCCAUCAUAUUUGAGGAUUUAACUAUGUCGGGUUUUGAAAUGGCUGACCGCAAACGGGGUAUGGAUUGGUCACAUGCUGAAAUGGUUAUAAAAAAGUUGGCCAAGUUCCAUGCAGCUGCGGCGGUGUUAAAUGAACGUCAGAAUGGCAUACUGGAACAAUUCGAUCAUGGUAUUAUGAAUCGCCAUACCAGGGGAUUUGCCUGUAUCUUUGAGUAUCUCUUCGAAGAAGGAGCACGCUUUGUUAAGGAUUGCCCGGAAUUGGGUGAAUAUUAUUACGAAAAAUUGUCGAAGCUAUGCAGCCACAUAAUUGACUAUGGUGUCAGAGCUUAUGCCACCAGGCCACAAAAUUUCUACACCCUCAGCCAUGGAGAUUUGUGGACCAACAAUAUGAUGAUGUUGUACGAAACGAUUGAGGAAGAGUUGGAAAAGAAACAGUCAUUGAAGGAGUUAAUGUUUAUUGACUUCCAGCUAUGCAAUUGGUCCUCACCCACUGUGGAUUUGCAUUAUUACUUUAACACAUCCUUGUCAACGGAUUUACUUUUGGAUAGAGAAACACAAGAAAAACUCCUGCAAUAUUAUCAUUCAGUUUUAUGUGAUACGUUGAGAAAAUUAAAUUACGAAGGUCACAUACCCAGCCUACAUGAAUUGACGGUGCAAUUUGAGGAAAGUCGGAUACUGGCUUUGACUGGUAUAUUUUCAAAUCGCCCAAUUAUGACAACCGACGAAACGGAAGAUGCCGAUAUUCACAGUCUUAUGGACGAUAAUGAGAGAGCUUGGCGAUUUAGACGAAACUGCUUUAAAAACAAGGAACUACAAACGGUCAUUAAGGCGUGGCUUCCACGAUUUGAUCGUUUAGGUUUAUUGGAUUUACAAAAAUAA
This is a messenger RNA of Musca domestica (house fly), 2693 nucleotides long. RefSeq lists its product as uncharacterized. The transcript is spliced from 5 exons. Bases 69 to 2693 code for a protein of 874 amino acids. The record is from RefSeq and is a predicted model, not a curated record. Lineage: Eukaryota; Metazoa; Arthropoda; Insecta; Diptera; Muscidae.